AUGGAGAGACUGACACCUAGGGGACCACCUGGCCAUCCUCACCAGAGGGAGGCCUCUACCUGCUGGCGGCUCACCGUGAGGGUCCUGGAGGCACGGGGCCUGGGCUGGGCUGACCUGUUGAGCGAGGCAGACCCCUAUGUGGUCCUACAGCUGCCAACCGCACCUGGAACGAAGUUUAAGACCAAAACAGUUACCAACUCCAGUCAUCCUGUGUGGAACGAGACCUUCACUUUCCUGAUCCAGAGUCAGGUCAAGAACGUUCUGGAGCUGACCCUCUAUGAUGAGGACACAGUCACGCAGGAUGACGCCUGGUUCAAGGUUCUCUAUGAUGUCUCUGAUCUCCUCCCUGGAAGGCUGCUCCGGAAGACCUUCUCCCUGCGUGCCCAGGGACCGGAGGAGCUGGACGUGGAGUUCCUGAUUGAGAAAAUGUCAGACCGCCCGGAAAACCUCAUCACCAACAACGUGCUUGUGGCCCGAGAGCUGUCGCGCCUGGAUGUCCAUGUCGUCAGCACGGCUGUGGCUGCAGAUCAGGAUGAGCUGGAGCUGGUGCUGAAGGGCUCUUAUGAGGACACGCAGACAACUGCCCUGGGCACAGCCUCUGCCUUCUGCUUCCACUACAUGGCAGCCCAAGAGGCCGAGCUGAGUGGGUGCCUGAAGAGCUCUAUAAGCAGUGGCUGGAACUCAGGCAACACAGCUGGGCACCUCACUGUGCCCCUGAGGUCCUUGGCCAUGGGGAAGGAGGUGACCAUUGAUGUUCCUGCUACAAACGCCCCAGGAGUGAAGCUGCAGCUCAAGGCUGAGAGCUGCACCGAGGAGCUGGCCGUACAUCUGGGCUUUGAUCUGUGUGCGGAGGAAAGAGCCUUCCUGAGCAGGAGGAAGCAGGUGGUGGCCAAGGCCCUGAAGCAGGCCCUGCAGCUGGAUAGAGAACUGCAGGAAGAUGAGGUCCCUGUUGUAGGCAUCAUGGCCACAGGAGGAGGCGCCCGGGCCAUGACCUCUCUCUACGGCCACCUGUUGGCCCUGCAGAAGCUGGGCCUUCUGGACUGUGUGACCUACUUCAGUGGCAUCUCAGGCUCUACAUGGACAAUGGCCCAUCUGUAUGGGGACCCAGAGUGGUCGCAGAAGGACCUCAAGGGACCCAUCAGUCAUGUCCGGGAGCACCUGGCCAAGAGUAAGCUGGAGGCCUUCUCUCCUGAGCGCCUGGCGAGCUACCAGCGGGAGCUGGCGCAGCGGGCUGAGCAGGGCCACACCACGACUUUCGUGGACCUGUGGGGUCUGGUGCUGGAGUUCAUGCUGCACGGUCAGGUGGUGGAUCAGAAGCUGUCAGGACAGAGAGCUGCGCUGGAGCGGGGCCAGAACCCUCUGCCUCUCUUCUUGAGCCUGAGUGUCAAACAGAACGAUCUGCAGACACUGGACUUCAAGGAGUGGGUCGAGUUCUCCCCCUACGAGGUCGGGUUCCUGAAGUAUGGAGCCUUUGUCCCUCCUGAGCUCUUCGGCUCUGAGUUCUUCAUGGGGCGGCUAAUGAAGAGGCUCCCUGAGUCCCGGAUCUGCUUUCUGGAAGGUAUCUGGAGCAACAUUUUCUCCCUGAACUUGCUGGAUGCCUGGUACGACUUCACCAGCUCUGGUGAUGCCUGGAGGCAGCACAUCCAGGACAAGAUCAGGGACCUGGGUAAGGAGCCUGGAGUGCCCCCUGCCUCCUCGGGGACCUCCUCAUGGCCAGAGACCUUGUGGAUGCAGCCUGGAACAGCACUGGCCCAGAUGUUUAAAGGCUUCUUGACCAGCCGACCACUCUAUCAGCACAGCUCCAACUUCCUCCGGGGCCUCCAGAUGCAUAAGGACUACUGUGCCCAGAAAGCCUUCACCACCUGGGCAGACUGCCAGCCAGACUCCUCUCCCAACCAGCUGACCCCGCAGGAGCCUCAGCUCUGCCUGGUGGAUGCUGGCUACUUCAUCAACACCAGCUGUCCUGCCAUGUUCCGGCCAGGCCGCAGGCUGGACCUCAUAAUCUCCUUCGACUACUCUCUAUCCUCGCCUUUUGAGGUGCUGCAGCAGACGGAACUGGACUUCCGGGCCCGGGGGCUGCCGUUUCCCCGCGUGGAGCCCAGCCCCAAGGACCGACGCCAGCCCCGGGAGUGCCAUCUCUUCUCAGACCCCGCCUGCCCCGACGCGCCUGUCGUGCUGCACUUCCCACUGGUCAACGCCUCCUUCAAGGACCACUCAGCCCCCGGUGUCCAGCGUGGCCCCGCAGAACUCUCGGCCGGCCAGAUAGAUCUCACUGGAGUCUCCUCGCCCUAUUCCAUGUUCAACAUGACCUACAAGGAGGAAGACUUCGACCGCCUGGUGCAGCUCUGUGACUACAAUGUACGGAGCAGCCAGGACACCAUCCUGCAGGCCUUGAGGACCGUUCUGAAGAACCGGGCCCCAGAGGCCAGGCCUCCAAGGGUGCAGACUUGAGACUUCUCAGGGGCCCCGGGUUUUGAGGGCCUCACUGACCCCUCCAGGGCCCAGGGGCUCAGCCCACCUACAGUGGGCACAGCCCUUGUGGGGCUGAAGUUCCCGGGUUCUCCCGGGCCUGCAUCCCACCCAGAGUUCUCCCUCAUUUUCAGAGUUGGUUUGAGAGGACCUGAAAACAAACUCCUCACCAGGCCAGUGUGAAAACAGCUGGUCCAACCAGACAUUCACAUGCAGUCCUUCUCAUGCCUGAACAACAUGAAUUUGCAGUAUAAGCUGGAGGUACUAGACGGGCAGGGCAAGGGCCUGCCUCAGAGGUGGCUCUAGGUAUCAGGAGUCACAGUCCAUCCUGACAGGCUUCUCUUACUGCCUUUGUUCCUCCUUGUCCUCCUCAGUUUCUGCUAUUUCAGAGCACCAUUAUUGAGAUACGAUCCACAUGCCAUAUAGUUCAUUCAUCUGAAGUAUGCAUGCAAUGGCUUUUACUAUAUACUGGGUUGGCCAAAAAGUUCAUUCAAAUUUUUCUAUAACAUCUUAUGGAAAACCUCAAACAUUUUGGCCACCCCAAUAUUAAGAAACUGCAAUCAAUUUGAGAACAUUUUCAUUAACCCCAAAGAAACCCAUUACCCCUUAACUGUCAACCUCAAACCACCCCCACUCUAGCCCUAGGCAACCCCUAACCUGUUCUCUGUUUCUUUAGAUUUGCUUAAACACUUCAUAUAAAUGGAAUCAUACAGUAUGUGUGGAAUCAUACAAUAUAAAUGGAAUCAUACAAUAUGAAUCAUACAGUCACACAUAUGUGGCCUUUUGUGUCAGUUUUCUUUCAGCAUAAUAUUUUCAAGAUUUGUCCAUGUUGUAGCAGGUGCCAGAACUUCAUCCCUUUUGUGGUUGUAUAAUAACUCCAUUGUGUAGGUAUAUCACACUUUAUUCAUGGUUUGAUGGACAUUUGGAUUGUUUCUUCUUUUUUUGGUUAUUAUAAAUAAUGCUGCUGUGAACAUUCAUAUACAGAUUUUUUGUGUGGACCAUGUUUUUAAUUCUCCUGCAUAUAUACCUAGGAGUGAAGUUGGGUCAUAUGGUAAUUUUCUGCUUAAUCUUUUGAGGAACUGCCAGACCAUUUUCCAAAGUAGCUGCACCAUUUUGCAUUCCUGUCAGCAUUGUAUGAGGGUUCUGCUUUCUCCACACCUUUGCCAACUCUUGUCAUUGUCUGUCUUUUAUUUAUUAUUAUAACUAUCUUAGUGAGUGUCAAGUGGUAUCUUGUAUGCAUUUUUGUAAUGUCAAUGUUAAGUUUUUCACAUACUUUUUGGCCUUUUGUGUAUCUUCUUUAGAGAAAUAUCUAUUUGGAGAUUUUUCCCAUUUUAAUUGGAUUAUUUGUCUCUUUGUUGUACUGGAAAAAUUCUUUAUGUGUUCUCUCAUUUGAUGUAGGAGUUGCAAAGUUUUUCUCCCUGUCCGUGGGUUGUCUUUUCACUUUCUUGAAGCUAUCCUCUGAAGCACAGAAGUUUUGGAUUUUGGUGAUUCCCAGUUUAUCUUUAUUUUCUUUUACUGCUUGUGCUUUUGGUGUCAUAUUUAAAAAGCCAUU
Messenger RNA from Odocoileus virginianus texanus, 4021 nucleotides. It is a transcript of the gene PLA2G4D, whose product is annotated as phospholipase A2 group IVD. Gene Ontology annotation, cellular component: cytosol. The record is from RefSeq and is a predicted model, not a curated record. Gene Ontology annotation, molecular function: calcium ion binding; calcium-dependent phospholipid binding. Gene Ontology annotation, biological process: glycerophospholipid catabolic process. Lineage: Eukaryota; Metazoa; Chordata; Mammalia; Artiodactyla; Cervidae.